Molecule: messenger RNA, 17962 nt
Organism: Varanus komodoensis (Komodo dragon)
Lineage: Eukaryota; Metazoa; Chordata; Lepidosauria; Squamata; Varanidae
Gene: AKAP11
Product: A-kinase anchoring protein 11
Exons: 12
Coding region: 9240-15080 (1946 amino acids)
Biological process (GO): intracellular protein localization
Cellular component (GO): cytoplasm
Molecular function (GO): protein kinase A binding
Source: RefSeq, a predicted model, not a curated record
UGGCCGGUCGGCCUCCAGCCCUCCUCCUGCACCUUCCCCCCGGGCCCCGCCGUGCAAGGCCGGCUCGCUGUGCUGGACCACAAAUGGGAGGGUUUGGGGCGGGGGGCAGAAGUUUCGCACCAUUCAUGGAUGCUUGAAGGCAGCUUUUCCGAGGCAGCCUGAGGGGAUGGCUUUGAUUAGCCGCGCUGUGCUUAGCCUUUUCCCAAAGAUUAUCACUGUCUGAACUUCUGGGGGGUCACAGUAGGACAGGGACAGUCAAAUGGGGACCCCUCCCCGGCUCAGCUGAGAUUUCUUGACUGGCAGAUGCUGGUCACCCGCUCUUCCAGUCUCUUGUGUGGAUUAUGCUUUUAAACUUAGCUUAUCUUUAUGGUUAGGCUAGAUGUAAAGAGGGAUGCAGCUCCCCUGUUUUUAAUAGACACGUAGAAGUUAAAAUUUCAGACAGCCCAUGGCAAAUGGCAUGAUCCUCAGGAAGUGAACAGGAAAGGACAAGCAUGGUUUGCUAAGAGAUGGUGGUGCCCAAAGUGGCAAAUCCACAGCGAUGCUCCUUACUCAUUUAUAAACAGCAUCUUAGUUUAGACACAGAAUGAAAGCAAGGGAAAGGUAGCAUCUUUCUGUGUCAGUCGCUGCUGGGAAAGAAUGUACUUAUUUUUAAUCAUGCUCGAUUGCCUUGUAAGGCCUGGGUCUCAGGUUUGGAAACUGUUUAGGGCUGUCAGGGCUCAGUCCUGGAAGUUGUGUAUUAACAAAGUGAAAGAGCCUAAGCAGAGUGCAAUAGAACGAGUGGUUUGGCUUCUUCCGGUGCCUGUUUGGUUAAUUGUGAACAGCAGUGAGAAGGUGUAUGGGAGAAAGCUGUGAGUUUUAAAUAGGCAAUGCUCAUUGCAGUGGCAUAGCCCUGGAGUUGCUACCUAUCUGGGAUUCUUCACAAGGAUGGUGACGGCAUUUGUACUGUGGUGCCCAUGAGUGCCUGUGCGUGUUUUGAUACAUCUGUUCAUGGUCUGCUUUUUAUACAACUCUGUUCCUGAUCAAGUCACCAUAAAGUGGUCUGCAGGUCUGUGCUCAGUGAGAUUGCACUUUGUUUUUAUUUUCUGGCCUUGGCCUCAGACAAUGGAAUCAUGGUCGCUCUAGAUAGGCAGGUUGAUGGCAAGGUAUACGGCACCAAUUGCCACAGCCUUUGAAUGGCCUAGAAAGCUGCACUUCACAUAGGAAAGGAACUCUGGUUAAGCUCAAGAUACUUUGGUUUUUGAGCCUUUUAAAAAUCCACCACCACCACCACCACAUUGCAUUUAUAUUCUGCUUUUUUUCCCUUCCUGCGAAGAACCCUGGGCAGCUUCCAUAGCUCCAUUUUCAUUCUCACAACAACAACCCUGUGAGGUAGGUUGGGCUGAGAGGGAAUGACUGGCCCAAAGCUACCCAGUGAGCUUCAUGACUGAAUGGAGAUUAGAACCUGGAUAUCCUGGGCCCCUGGUCCAACCCUCCGACCACCACACCAGCUUUUUCUCAUAGGAAAGGAGUUCUGAGUAUGCAAAGAUACAUUCAGACCUAAGUGCCAGAAUUUUUGUAAUGUGGGGAAUGGGCAAUCCUACAUAGGGUAUAACUGCCUUGGAACUAUGAAAUAAGUCCCUAGAAAUUAAGUGCCCACCAGGCGUGAGAACUUCAACACAAUUUGCUGUUAUACUGGGUAGAGUUCCUGGGAAAGUCUCUGGAAUGUUAUCAUUAUUUUCUUUAUUUUGUUGUUCUAAUAAAUGCAUUCUUUUUCAAUAUCUGCCAUGCUGCUUGGUAAAUGUUUUUGGGCAAGGUGGAUGGGAAGGGACCAAUAAAAAAAUAAGUGCUUCAUAACAUCCACAUCCUAUGCUGAUAGAACUUUAAGAAGGCAGGAAGUAAGCUCUGAAUUUACCCCUUUCUGGUUUGUUUUUCAUGCUGUUUGCUCAUUUAUUUAAGUUUGACAUCUCAUCUGCUAAAUGGAUGUGCUAAUGAAAGUGAAAAUAAAAUGCCCUACACCCAGUUUCUCCUCUACCAGUCACUGCCAUCUGUCUUUCUGUCUGUCUUUCUUGAUGAAUGAAAUGUUGUGAUGGUAACUUUCCAGCUUACAGUUCCUUAUCUGAUGCCUUUACAGGCAGAAAUAACUUCCUGGCAGAGAUUGUAGUGCCUUUCCUUUGCAAGUCCUGAAAAAUAGCCCAUAUAGAACCUUCUUUCUUAUAGAUUCAGAUAGUGUUGCCAUGGUACAUCUUAAAUUUCUCCUGAACUGAUGUCUGAAUAUUAAAAAUCAGGGAAUAGCUAUCAUAAUGAUGGGGAAGAUGGAAGGGACAUGCCAUUGGUCAGGAAGGGGAGAGCAGAGACUGGAAGACUGGAUCGCUCGGCCUGCAUCCAUGCCCUUGACCAGGAUUGCGCACUGGACUUGCUCAACAACCCCCUCUUCAUUACAGCAAAGUAGGAUGGAGAGGCUAUAACAGCUUCCACCGCUUCUCGCCCUGCCUGGUUCGGGUUGGUAUGAAUGAUAGAUGAAAACCUUUGUCCAACAAGUGUCAGUCCUGUAGGAGCAUGCUCUAAAUAAAUUUUAAUUGCCUUGAGUGCAAAGGUGUAAUGCUGAUAGCGCUUCCAGAUGGUGAAUGCUUUUCUUAGCCAGUGGGGGCAGUGGUUCUGAGUGUGGGGCAGGGACUCGGGAGAGCCGAGUUGUAGUUCCCGUUUGGCCUCGGGGCCAGCUGGGUGACUUCGGGGCACUCACAGACCCUCAGCCCAGCCUGCCUCACAGGGUUAUUCUUGUGGGGAUAAGAUUGAAAAGAGGAGGAGAACCAUGUAAGCCGCCCUGAGUUCCUUGGAAGGAAAAAAGGCAGAAUAGAAAUGUAAUAAACACAUUCGAUAUAAUCAAAGAUGUGUAUUCUUCUUUAAAAGAAACAAAACCAAACCAGAAAGUUUUCUCGGAAGAAUUUUGAUAACCUGUAUUUUAGUCAUUUUUAUAACAGCCCAAAGUAGCUGAUCUUCAUUAAUUAGGAAAAAAUGAAUACAGUUCACUUGGUAUAGUUAACAUCUAUUGAAUAUAAUUUUGUUCUGCCUUCAAUUAUUAAAAAAAAUCCUGAGCUAUUUAUCCAAGCAGAAAAUAUCAAAACAAUUAAUGGAGCAGUGGAAAAAACAGCUUGGCGAACUGCCUUAUCUAAAGAGACAAGAAGCAACAAUUUAGCUUCCUCCUCCCCUUUCCCGCCUUUAACAAAUUACUUUCAUUUUUUGCAAUUCAUUGAACGGGAAGGGAUUAAUCUUAAUGGGUUCCAGGGCUGACAUAGAUUGGAUGGUGUUUUAUGGAUAUUUCUAGGGACCAGGGGAACUGCCAGUCCUGUGGAUCCAAUGACUCUCCAAGCACCCUUCCAAAACACCUUCUUUCCCUUUUUUACACCAGAGAAGUACCAGCUGCCAAGUUUCUGCAACAGCUGGAAGAAGGAUGGAUCUUUUCGGCCUCAGUAGCAGAGUCUGGACCCUACAGCCUUUCAGAAAGCAUAGGAUUGCACAAUAAAAUGCAAAUAGUGUAAAUAUAUUCACAUUCUUAUUGGAAAAUAUUAUUAUUACAUUAUUAGUAAGGAUUUAAGACAUGCCAAGUCUAUGGCCUUAACUUCCUGUAUGUUGCUUUCCUUUUAAGAAAAACAAAGACAUGAAAAACUGUUAAUAUUGAUACCUGAAAAGCUAUGUGUAUGAACAAAAUAGAUACAAAAUUUCUUCCUGGGAAUAGUCAGCAAAUAAUGAACUUUAGCUUGGAUACUUCUCACUUUCAUUUGUGUUAUAUCUAUUAAGGAAUUGAUAGAACUAUUCCAAGAGACUGAAUCAGCCCAAAUCCUAAAAAGAAUGUGUCAGCAAAUGCAAAAACAAAACAAAACGACCCAUGGACUGGAAAUGUUCAGUAUAUGUUCCCGUCCCCAAGAAAGGAGAUGUGAAGGGGUGCAGCAACUGUAAUACCAUUGCACUAAUAUCCCAUGUAAGCAAAGGGAUGUUCAGGCUAUUGCAACAACGGAUCUACCCUAUAGGAGCAAGCAGUGCCUGCCAUAAAAAAGAAAGAGCCACUUGGGAUCCUAUCACAAGUGCGCUUUGGUUAAGGGAGUGCAUCCAUGAAUAUAGAAGGUCACUCUGUAUUGAUCACUCUACAGCAAAGCCUUUGCCAUGAUCACAAGAAGCUGUGGGUGAUUCUGAAAGAAACAGGCAUUGUCCAUACCAAUGAGUGAACUGUACUGUGGAUACGAAGCUGCUGUUAGGACAAAAUAUGGAGAAACAGAGCAGUAUCCUGUAGGCAAAGGCAUUAGACAAGAGCAUGUCUUAUCUCUUUCUGUUCAAUCUGUAUGCAGAACAUAUCAAAAGGAAAGCUUGAUCUGAGGAAUCAGGAUGGAAAUCGUUGGAAGAACAAAUCUCCAUUUCUUGAAAUACUAUUUGAGGCUGCAUUAAUAGAAGGGUCUCUUCCAAAUCAUGUGGAGUACUAGUUCCCCUUUACUCAGCACUGGUUAGGCCUCACCUGGAGUUUUUUGUCCAGUUCUGGGCACCACAAUUUAAGAAAGAUGCAGACAAGCUGGGAAGGGUUCAGAGAAGGGUUGCAAGGAUGAUCUGGGGACUGAAGACAGCCCUGUGAGAAGAGAUGGAAAGAACUGGUCAUGUUUAGCCUGAAGAGAAGAAUAGGGAGAGAUAAAAUAGCACUUUUCAAAUACAAGCAGUCCCUGAGUUACACAUUUCCAAGUUGUGAACAACUGGCAUGUAUGAACGAGCUGCCAUAAAGCCUACAAAUUAAAAAAAAACACUGCAGAAAAUAUCACCUCAGGGGGGAAGGACUCCAGUGCAUGCCUUCCUGCCCCACGCAUCUUGUUUGUCUCUCAGUUCAGGGUAUUCUAAAGCAAUCCUCCAGUCCAUCUUUGGAACUCACAAUUUCUCCAUUGUGCAUCUUUGUUCACUGUCCACUUUCGCACCCAUGCAGAGUGAUCGGAAGUACAAUCAUGUGGAUGACCUUGGUCUCAAGUGAAACAUCCUUGUGCUUAAUGAUUUUUUUUUUUUUUUUUGGUUGCUUCAUUGCUGCCCUUUCAAGUUUUAGUCAUCAUCUUGAGUGCAGACUCCCUUUGAAUUGGUAAUUGAGCCAAAGUCUGCGUAAUACUUCAUAAUUUCAAUUUCUUCAUUGCUACCAGUAAAGUUUUGUCAUUCUUCUGUAGUCAUGAUUCUUGUUUUCUUAAUGUUCAGCUGCAGUCCACUUUUGCACUUCAUUUUUUAUUAGGAGUUAAUUCAAUUUGCUGCCACUCUCUGCCAGUCAUGCAGUAUCAUCUGCAUAUCUUAAAUUAUCUUAAAAGCAUCUUCCGGCAACUUUCACUGCUGGUCCCUCUGAUCCUAAUCUGUUUACAGGUUGGACAGAUGGGGAGAUAAAGGGACUUUUGCUUGGCUCCUGUUCUUUUUCCUUUUCGUCCACAGCUUCUUCUGAUCCACAGAGGCAAAGGCGUAGUGUAUACAGCAUAGAGGGAUCUUUAGAAAUCCUGUGGAUGCAGGCACCAUUUUGGCUGCACCUGAGCUGCAGACACAGCUUGUUACCUUGGUUCCAUCGCCAAAUGGUGAUCAUCAUUCCAUUCCAGUUGUCAUUGAUUGUUCCUUUCAGGUGUCUGCGUUCCCAGAUGGUAAAGAUGAAAAGUUGCCUUAGAGCGAGCAGUUGCCUCUUGUUUGCCAGCAGCAGCGGCGACUUGGCAGGGGAAUGGAUUUUUUUUGGCAUGCAGUAAUACUAUUCAUGUUGCUCAUAUUCAUUCAGGAAGUAAACAUAAAUAGCUAGACUAAUUUUGUCGCUCUUGGAAAUGUGAGAAGAGGGCUUCAUGGAGCAAAUUUGUAUUUUUAACAUAUUAGGAGAACGGAAACAGCUAAAUUAUAUUCCUUCCAUAAGUUUGUAAUAAGACAGACUAGGACUGACGCACCUGUCAAGUGCUGUCAGUUCGACUAACUAUUAUUUAGCAGCAGUCAGUUAUUGCCCAAGAGUUCAUGAAGCGAAGAAUGCCACUGUGCAGUUAGCCUGUGCCUUUUAAUUUCAGUGUGGAUCACUUGUUAGCAGGACCAGCGGGAAAGUCCACUUGCUUGCUAGUCUAACAGUUUUUGGGGCAAAUCUUAAGGUAAAGCAGGACUUUUUGCACAGUUGGGUAUUUCCCACGGGGAAAACAAGAAGUCGCAGAAACCUGUGCGCCCUUGAAUUAGAUCUGUCCACUGUAAAGUUCUUGCGAACUGCUUUCCUUGGAUUUGGAUACUUUUCAAUCUCUUACACUGCUUCCAAUGAAUAUAUAGCCAGGUGAGUGUAGAAUUGCAGCGUUGCUUUGUUAACAGCAGUAGGAUUGGAUCCACUGAUAAUUAAAGUGGCUAUUUGUUGAUUUGUAAAAGUUACUGUUGUAGAAAUGGUUAACUUACAUUGUCAGUAUUUGACCAGUUAAUUUCUAAAGCCUGAACGGAGUAGGUUUGCUGAGUCGUAUGAAAAUAAAAGCACAGGGUUAUUCGUAAUUCUUGAAUGUAGCAAGCUAUUGGACUCAGAUCCAGAUGAGCAGGGCUGAAAAUUGUCAGAUGCCGAAUAAAGAUACAUUCAGUAACAGGGAAGUGAAGGAAACCGUCCCCGUUUAUGCAGUGUCCGGUAUGCGUAUUGCAGACAUUGCUUAUGCCUUGGUGUCACUGGAUCUUCGCGUAAAAAUCAGCUUCUGCACUUGUUUGUUCUGUUCAUUCAAAGAAAAUGUAGUGAUGUGCAUCACAACCUCUACCAGCUCUGGCCUGCACAAGUCUGGUAGAAGGUCUCUGCAAGUUCUUUAACUUGGGCAGCACAUGCUGUCUUUGGCUUACUAUGCUUUAAUUAUGCUUUGCUUUAAUUAGGGUGCUGUGAGUCAAAUAAGUGGGUCGCUAAACUGCUGAAAAUUUGUGGCGUUCGUCAAACUUUGUAGCUUCUCUCUCACUCACGUGCAACAUUGAAGAGGAAACAUAAUGUUUUUAAGUUUAUGCUUUUUUUUACCUCUUUUCUAUGGCUAAAGAAAACAAGUGCAGCCAGUUUAGUAGGAGGCAGAAUUGCAAGAGGUUCAAGGUGAAAUUAUGUUACCUUAGGCCAGCAAAAUCUUAUGAUCUGAAGGGUCUAGGAUGAAUGAUUUGAAGAAAUAAGUACCGUGGAUACCUUGUUACCUAAAUGUUUUAGGUUUUACAUGACCUUAAACAAACCUUCAGAUGGUUUGUGAAUCUUCAAAAGCCUCUUGAAUUUUUCCACUGGAAAAGCUGCGGUUUGUGCUCCUGCUGCUAGUAGUGAGUGUAAAAUAAUUUCAUUAUGUAGUUUAAACUUUGACACCCCCUCCAAUGUGUAUUUGAAACUUCUCUGAAGCUCUUCUGUGCCUUGAUCGAGCCACUGAUAGUGCAUUUCAAAGCCUGUUUCCUUGUUCUUGCACUUACGGUUUCACAUCGGUUUCACUAGAAGUAAAGCACUUUUCCCAAAGGGAAUUGUCUACUUUGCCAUCCCUAAAGGCAGUUUCCAAUAUUUAAUAUUUCAGUUUGUUCACAAGCGAACAAUUCCUAUAGCUUUUUUACUGUACUCUUUAACUCAACUGAUUUGGAACUUAACAGGCACGCAUAGGUCAUUGGUGGGUGCAUUACACAUGUGGACUAUGUGCAAGUUGCAUGUAUUUGAUCCAUUGGGGUCUGGGAUCUUCCAGUCCACCUUCAUAUCAACCUUGCAUCUUUUUCAUGUGUCUGCUUAGAUUUCUUACUGUGUUCAGUGUCAGCAUUGCUUAAUCUGAGCAAUACGUUUCUAUUUGUUUUUAAAGUCCCCGUGUUUAUUUUAUCAGUAGAUUUUUUAAAGCCCACAACAGUGCAUGCUGCUGAUAGUGUAGGAUUAAAGCAUGCUUAAGGUGUUUUGACUGUAGGAAACAUUCUGUAAGUUUUGCUUGGAGCCUUUGCAGCGUGGAAGUGUGGAAAUGGAGAGGGCAGCUGGUAAUUCACAGCUCUGUUUUCAGUGUUGACCUUUGUCCAGCCUGGGAGAAUUCUGACGUACAGCUCACACUUUUGUCCAUAGGAUGGUCAUGUUUCUCUUCUUACAGGUUGUCACCACUACGUGAGCAGGAUACUGGAAUGUGUAUCCACAUUCCACAUGGAUGUGAAUGUGUAUUCAGCAAUGCCUGGGGCGGGGAAAACAUGCUUAAACCAAAGGGCCUACUAUAUUCUGAAGCGUCCCCUGCCCCAGGCUUCCUUCAGCUGAGGAAGAAUAUUGAUCAACAUUAGCCUGUCCUAAAGAGUUAUAGUGAGAUGAAGCUCCCGCGUCCAUUUUGUUGAAGGGGAAGGUCAGAGUCUACAGAGCUGUAGACAGACUUGUAGUCCAAGAUCAUGGUAUUUACAACUUAUUUUUAAAGCUUUAUUUGUGAAAAUACACCCUCUCUUUUUCAAGAGGAUGAUCGUUAGCCUAUUGACAUUGUGAAAGAUUUUAAGUACCUUGGCACAGUCAUCCAUUCAGAACAAGACUGCAGCCAAGAAAUUCCAAGAAGACUGAGACUUGGAAGGGCAGCCAUGAAGGCACUGGAACAUUUCGUGGGUGACCAAACCCACGUAAGAACAUCCACACUGUGUAUGAGUGUAAGACGCAUGAGAAUUGCUUACUCAAGGAUGAGAAAUAUUUGCCGUCCCUUGAGCUAGCUAACACCAAUUCUGUUUGGCUGUAUUUUGCUGCUGCUAGUACAUUUCAGAAUGAAAAAAAGAAAAGCAAUAAAGCCAUACCUGUGAGCUUCAUUGGUUCCUCUCUUGAUUGUUAAUGAACAAAAAGUUAGCUGCUUGUAGGGAUCUGCAAAUUUGGACCAGUCAGCAUUUGUCAUUUUUCCGUGGGUCUGCCUUUUAUUUUGCAGUGGACAUUUGGUAAAAACCCUUCCUGGUUUUUCUGCCUCACUUGAAGAAAGGUGGCAAAGUAUGUGAACUCUGGAAGACUCGGGAGAAACCAUUUUCUUUGUGUUUUAGACUCCUUAACUUGUCCAAACCUUGACGCAGAGGAGAAGGCAGCCCUUCCUCCUGGUUCUCUGGAACUCAUGAGAAGGAUGCUGCAUUUUGGAGGUGUCAGAAGAGCCCAAUGAAAGAACCUCUUUGCUUCUGAGCCAUUCCCAGCUGGGCAGGAAUCGAGGAGAGUCCCUUUCCCCAAGACCUGUGUACACAAGAGGAAGAAGAGGGUUCUCUCCCCUUGAAUGGUGAGAGAGAGCUUCUCUGAGGGAACAGAAGAAAAUAUUGAAUUCUUCAUUGGAAACAAACACUAAACAAUGGAUGGCCCUAUUGGGGUUCGAAGCAGUCAAAGGAAGUCUAAAAUAUCAAGGAAAAAGAACUUUACUGACUGUGCACUGCCUCCGAUGAAGGCACUGUUGCAGAGCCAGAAGGAAUUGUGCUCCGUGUCAGCAGAAGAGCCAAAGGAAGAAAAUGGCAAUUUCCAUGAGGUCACGUUUCUGUGCUUAGCCGAUGAGACAACCCUUGCCGCUAAGGAAUUGGCAGCCAUGUCCUCAGAGCUCCCAGAUCUUCUGAAAUCACUACACCUGUGCAGUUUACAUGAAAACGAAGUUAUUUUUCUAAAAGAUAUAAACAGACCAUUGGGGAAUAGUGAUGUUGUUAAAGAAAAGAAUUACGCUUCACGAGUUCUAUGUGUGAUGAGAUUAUCUCCUUCAUGUCCAAGGCCUGAAGCUGACUCCGUGUUUACUUUGCUUAGCAAAUAUGCUGCUGGUAUAAGAUGUACACUGGAAAUGCACUCGCUGCAGAAGCACCUUUCAGAUGUGAAACACACGGAGGAUGACGAUACGAAUCAGUCUGUGUCCUCCAUCGAGGACGAUUUCGUUACGGCUUUGGAGCAUUUUGACGAAGAUGAGCCAACAAGGAUGACCAACCCUGGCCCUGUUAUUCCAGAGAAACAUGAAAAUACUACUUCACAUAUUAGUCAUCUUUUAGAAUCUGUUGAUCCAAAGAACAUUGUGAAUUCUCAGCACCUGAAGGUGUCUGUGGGUUCAUCAGCUGCUCUGGUUAACAUUCUGGAAUUUAAAGAAUUGUCAUCUUCUGCAAGAAAUUCGGUCACCACUUCUAUUUCUGAUCCUUGGGCACAGAGGAGUUUCUUCAGGCUGCAUAAUUCCUCUGACCACAGUGCUAAUCUUCUACAUAAAACAUUAUUUUCUUCCUCGCCUGUUGAAUCAUCAGAAUCAGAUUGCUCUAGUCCAAGCCCUGUUAUUUUCUUAGAUGAAGAAGGGUAUCAAAAAAGCUUGAAGGCAAAGCUUCAGUUACCGAAAAUCCCUGUGAUGAAAGAUGGUAUAGAAGAUUUGGACUCUGAAGUAAGUGAAUUUUUUGAUAGUUUUGACCAAUUUGAUGAACAAGAUCCAAGUCUGGAAAACAGUGCUAAACAUACUUGGGAUCCCAUUCUGGGUAGCCCGUCACAAAAGGAAAUGAUUCCAUGUAAUCAGUUGUGCAGUACUACGACAGCCAUGAAUCCACCGAAGCUUAAGUUUGAUCGCCCCGCUCUUCCAGCCCAUGUAAGGAAACCAACUCCUCGUAAACCAGAAUCUCCAUAUAGCAACCUUUUGGAUGUUCCAGGUUCCCCACGACCAGUGAAAACCUCGGGGGAAGACAGUGGGUGUUUGUUCAGCCCAAUCAGAUCAUCGGCUUUCAGCCCGUUAGGCAGUUGCUUUUCUGCAGAGUGCUUUUGUCAAGCGGGCGUCAACAGAGAUGCCAUUAACCAAAACCACCGUCUAGCUUGCCACACCUAUUCAGAUUUUGCGAACAAUGUGUCCUUUGAGAUUCUGGGUUCUGUGUUUAAUUCUAGGUCCUUGUUAUGUCCAUGCAAACAGGAAGUUUCCAACAAUAGUAGGAUUUUCACAAAAGAUGGAAAAGGUCAGGCUGCAAAAAAUAAAGGGGAAAUUUCUGGAAAAGGAGUAGGCAGGAAAGGUAAAUCUAAAUGCAGAUCACUAAUGAUUAAGGACCAUAUCCAAAAAUUUGCAUCCGAGCUUGUUGAAAAGAGUCUGGGCAGUGCUUUUAAAGACCUUCGGAAAGGUGUUUCUUCGUGUACUAAUACCCUCUGUCAUUUGGCUGCUAAACUGACUUCUUCAGUCUUUCAAAUGGCUUUUUACGAGAUUGGGAGGCAGCAAGCCCUUUCACUGAAGAAGAAAGCAGUUAAUGGGCUAGCGGGCUUUCUGGUGAGUGAAGCAAUAACUGGCGCGUUAAAAGAGCUUCACUCCGUAAAGCAACAAAUAUUUACCAACACAGUUGCAAAAUUUGCAGCCAACCUUGUCGAGGAGCUGAUUUUUGAAGGGAUCAUGGAAGUGUGUCAGUUUUCACACCCAUCAACUCCAACAGCUUCUCAGAACUGGUCGUUUCAUUAUAAUGAUAAAGUUGUGCAUUCGUAUGCCAAAGACUUGUCUGACUCAGUCAUUCAGGAAGCUUUUAUUGAGUUAUCCCAGGUUGAUGUGAUGUUUACGACACAAGCGGCGAUUAGUAUUUCCAUGGACAACAUAAAGUAUAUAAAUGCAGAAAGGAUAUUGGAGUCAGCACAGACCACCAGUGUGUCCUCUGAGUUUCCUGAUAAAAUGCCAGUAACUUUGAAUCCAGUACAGGAAUUCAGAAAGGAAUAUACUGUUCAUAAAGCCUUAUUUUAUACUUCAGGCAUUGCAAGUUCGGUUCCACUGCCCUUAGCUGGAAGCGUACUUCGUUCGAAUCAGAUUUUAUCUGAUGAUGCAAAGAUAAGGAACCUUUCAGAAUCAGAUGGCGGUCUGAAAAUAUACAAAGACUCUGCAGAAUUGUGUUACGCAACAAAAAAGCAACAAAGUGAAGUAACAUCGGUUAGAAAUGUUUACCUGACAACAGAUACCAGAACAGAUCAUGAAUAUAACACACAAUCAUUAUGUGUGCAAAGUGACUUUAAACAAGCCAGUAAUUCUGAUAUCAGUAAAUUUUCAGACUCCCCAGCUGGGAUGCCAAGCAUCAAUAACUUUUCAGGAACAAUGGUAGACAUGAUAGUUACUGAGGCAUAUGAAACAGUCACUUUUUCUAAGGCUUCUAAAUCUUCAGAGCAAUAUACAGAUAUGCUAAAAAUGGAGAAAAGGCCAUAUUUGCAGUGCAUUGGUGAAGAUACCUGUAAGAAUAUGUUUACUAAUUAUUUGGCCAAGCGCAUAGUGAAACAGUCUGUAGAUGAAACCAAAUCUGCAUGUUCUGCCACAGGUGAGAAGUUAGCCUACUGUGUGGGAUUGGGAACUGAUACAAAAGGCAAUAGGAAAGAAUUGCAUAGUGCAAUAAAGCAAUUUGAACAAAGCAAGAGCGUUCCAGUAAUUGUAGGGCAACGGCAGAUGCCCGUGAGCAGUGCAUCUAAAUUUCAUGUAACUCCUGUUUACUCUAACAGGUGUUUGCCUUCAGCCUCUAACGAUUGCUUACAGGACAAAAAGAAAUAUAUAACUUGCAGGGUAGCUACAUGCAUGUCCCCUCCGUGUUCCACAGCCGCAUUUGCAAAACCUGCGGAAGACUGUUCAGACCCAGAAAGUUCUGCAAGAUCAUUGAACGAUCCACUGGAGAAACACAACUUGCACAAAGCAGUGGAGUGCUCAGUAGUUUGUCCUGAAAAAGCUCUUGACAUGAACAGUUGUACUUCUGCAUCGACCAACUGUGAAGAACCACUUCAAAUGGAAGAUCGGUCAAGCAUCAGAGAAGGACAUCUCUCUGCAGUCCCAGAUACACCCCCACCGACACCUUUGGUCCCCUCCCAGUCUAGUUCUGAGUGGACUUUAAGGAAGUUAACGAAGAAACUUAAAGGUGAACUAGCAAAGGAGUUUGCACCUGCUACGCCCCCUUCUACACCUUACCGAUCGGAAAUAGAUGGAGUAUGUGAAAAUCAGUCUCAUGACUUAGAAAAGGAAGAGUUCAUGCUGAAACUAAUGUGGUCUCUGUCUGAAGAGGUGGAAAACAGCGAUGAUGAAGAAUAUUCUGAAACAUUAACUGAAAGGGUUAAAACAUCAGCCAGAGCAAUAGAAUAUGCAGAUAAUCUAGCCACUGGUAUAAUCUCUAUGGCAACUGAAAUGGCUGCUUCAUAUUUGGAUGGUAAAGGUAUUCAGAUGAGGAAUAGUACACACCUUCCAGUAAAUGGAGAAAACCAAAGAUACACUGCAUUUAUGAAUGUUCCAGAAAGUACCUUACUUGCACUGCGGGCUUAUGCUGGUGAUAUGGCUGGGAAGGUCAUUAGUGAAGCCAAGAAAGUGAUGAAAGCAAGGCAUUGCAAGCUUCUGAGGCAAAAGCAAUGCAGUUACCAGGCUGAUGGUUUUCAUCUUAAAAAAAAUUAUCAAGAAUGCUGCUCAAAAGACAGGAAAUACUCCUUGGCGCGCCAUUGGUCUAGAGAGACAGAUGCCUUCAUCCUUCCUUUACCCCAUAAUUCGGAAGCUCCGGGCCUUACCUCCAAAUACCCAAGCUGUGAGAGCGUAACGGAUGAAUAUGCAGAUCACAUCAUUCGGAUUCUGAAAAAGGAAGGCGGCCACCUUGACCUAAUAAUGGACCAGUUUGCCAGUAGACUUGCUUGCAGAGCGGUAAAAUAUGGCACGCAGCAAGCUGCCCGGAAACUCAAAAUGAAACAUAAUCGAAAAAUAGUUCCUGUGCAGAACUCAUAUAAUAAACUUGAACUAUUUGAGAGAGUCAACAAGGACGUGGAUAUAAAUAGACAGAGAAAAAGUAACUUUCGACAAUUUGGAAGACAAGCCUGCAGCAACCAAUGCUGCAUACAUAGAAAUGAGCAUACAAAGUUAUUGGAUUUCUCAGGCUCUGUCGCUUCUAGUAUAACUUCUGAUGUUACAAGAAAAUUAAUGUCAGCACCUUGCUUACCAAAGUCCUUAACUGAUUCUUGCUUGUAUGAAAAAUCUAAGACUGAUAAAGUUACAGAUCUUAAAGCAGCCUCUAAAACACUUUCUCCUUUCCAUUGCAAACAAAAGCUGUAUCACAGCACAGGCAGCUUAAAUGACUCGCCCCAGAGAGAGGGCAUUCUCCAUGCCAUAGAGCAUUAUGCUAGGAAGGUUGUAGAUGAUACCUUGGAGGUCAGCUUGGAAUCUGUCACUCAUCAAAAUACGAAAAACCAGACAAAUGGCGAUAGGUCAACACACGCAGAAAAGUUAUCUCCGUUUUCGGCAACUGCCUGUAGACAUUGCAAUAUGAAGGAAGAGCAGUACUGUACUGGCAUUUCGUCAUUGUUGCUGACUGGACCAGACGUCCGCUCUAAAGCUUGGGAGUUUCCAAACGCAGGUGUGAGUGCUGACUGUCCACAGUCUCAUGUGCUUCACCUGGAUAUUCCCAAAAUUCAUAUUGAUAUGGAUGAGAAAGCGGUGUUUGCUGACAAUAUAGUUGCUGUGGCAUUUGACAAAGCAGGAAGACAGCUCAGCAACACAAGUUUGACAGCUGACAGCGGAAUUGGCCAAGAUGGGGUUAGCUUUGCUGAAAGCCUUACUACCGAAAUCAUGACUUCCUGCAUGACUAACAUUGCUACAGCUGUUAAUCUGAGUUCCACCGGAAAAGAGGGUUUUAAUUCUGCCGACUCCAUGGCCAGCCAGCAAAUGAGUCUGAGCCCUGGAGAUGACAGCACUGGAAGUUGGUCCAAUCUGAGUUUCGAAGAUGAGCAUCCAGAUGAAAGUAGCAGCUUCCUUCACCUUAGUGAUAGUAAUGGUAACAGCAGUAGCUGGAGCAGUCUUGGUUUAGAAGGAGAUGUGUAUGAGGACAAUUUAUCCUUUCCCACAUCAGACAGUGAUGGAACAGAAGAGAAAGAUGAAGAGUUGAAGGAGACCACUGAAGCAGGGUCAGCACGUGGCGUAGGAAAGGCACUGACCGUCGCAAACGUCGACAUAGGACCAUGCGUGGUGGACUCACAGCUGAGGAUGACGCUGCAGUGGUUGACUGCCUCAGAAGCAGAGGUGUCUGAGCUUCAUUUUCGUGACAGUGCUCCAAAGGACUUUGUUCCCCUUUCAAAACAAAUGCGAGAGAGAGGCUGGAAAGUGGGAGAUCUCUUUCAGGCAGUGCUGAAGUACCACGAAGUGAUGGAGAAGGCGCCCGAUGGGGAGAGACCCCUGGAGAACAGGACUUUCUUUCGAUGGCUUCAGGAACGUGUCUGAAUAGCACUGUGCCGUCUCCUUGCUUCUUGCCUCCUUUGGAAGGAUGGAAACCUGUAUCGUGCAUCUCGGCUAGCUAUUGUUCUGUUAUUUGCCUUGUGAGAAACGUUGGGUGACUGUAAAUGUAGCUCUCCUCUCCGGUGCUUCGUGCUGCUCCAUUGACUCGUUAUCCAUGCAUAUUGUCCUAACGAGUAACCCUGGCCCACCUGAACUUCAGCCCGUUGCAGCAGCAAGAGGAAUGAAUGUCUCUGGAGUCUGUCCAUAAGGGAGUGAGCAAGCUAGACAAAUGUACCACUUCAGCCUAGCACACGUCUUCCCCUCUGUCCCUCUUUUCCUGUCUUUCCUCUUGUUCAGUGAACACAGAAUCCAUGAUCUGCCACUUUCUCCACCGUAGAGCAAGAUUGGUACACAAACUCUACUGCUUGUUCUUUCUCCUCUACCUCGAAGGAGCUCAGGGCAGUUCAGAGUGAACAGGAAGGCAGAAAGUGACCAAAUCAGGGUGGAAUGUGGUUGCUUUUAAGGAUUAGGGAGGUUCGCCACCAAUAUCUGUUGCAGUGUCUCCGCUCUGGCCUGUGAAACAAUGAGAGAAACAGCCCUAAAGGUUGGUGGAACUGCUGUUUCUUACAAAUGGACGUCUUUUAUUGGUUGUAGCUGUAGAUGCGCAUGUCAGGCACAUACUCUAAAGAGCUAUGGCUUUGUUUGACUUUGUGUUGAGAGUCCUCCUGCAAAAGCGCGUCAAGAACAGUUCUCUGUAUUUCAAUAAAACGCAUUUGUUCUCGUCCUAUAUAAACCAACUAUGCAAAGAAAAAAAAUGUCACAUCUAGGUUGCUUUUUAAUCUACCCCAAUUAAAUUGACCAGUACCAAAAGAAGUGUUGGACCACAUAUAGCUGGUGGUGUUAGGAAGCAUAUCUGAAUUUUUUUCUACCGAUGACUGUCCCAGGACCAAUAUUUCCUCUUUAUACAGUACAUUUUUGUUUCAGACUUUCCUGUAAACAGUUCCUUGUGUUAAAGUAGAUUGAGCACGCAGCUACUGAGACCUUUUGUCAUUAGUGUGAGGCCCUUAGCAUUGCGUAGCUAUUUUAAUGAGCUUGUUUUGAGAGUGGGAUCAUAAAUUUCAAAACAGGCAGGCUCCUCCACACUGCAGUCUGGGUAAAGCUGAGCUUGCUUGCUGCUACAUACAACAGAAACAGGAAUGCACCUGCUUGUCUCCCUGGCCAUAUCUGUGCUUAAUUACUGGGGAAACAACCACCUCACACCAGUGAGGAUGACCUGCCAGCAGUGCAAGAGAGACUGUGGUUGCUUUGCUCCCAGUAGGGAGAAAGAUGCUGAUCCUAGUCUAGAAGCAAACUGCCAGUGGCUUCCCCCAGGACUUCAGCUUAAUUCAGGCUGCAGCACUUGAAGUAUGCAGUGUUCUGUUUUUUUCCAGUGAGCAUCUUUAUUUUCUGCAGUAUUUUAGCUUUCAGGGUGUAGUUCCUGAUCACCGUUCUCUUUAGUUUUGAGCCACCUUAUACAUCUCGGUAUAGUUGCAGCCAUACUGACAACAAUUGUUCUCAUGGAAGGUUUGGACUUGAUUUAAUCCUAGGCAGCUUUGAUUGAUAGGAAAUGCAGUUGAUUGGGUUAGUUUUGCAGAGUUAGGGUAACUCACAUCUACCUUAAUCCUGAGCUAAGCUAUGUGGAAGGAAUUUCCUUCCUUGGAAGAACAUUUGGAAGUUACUUCCAGGUAAAUCCGUUUAUGUAUCCCUUACCAGUUGGUCAUUUGUAAAUGUAAAUAGUUGAUUGCAAGGAGAGGAGUUUUGAGUCUUGAUUGGGCUUGCAGAAGAGUUGGCUUCAUCCUUUAAUCAUCAGGCGGGGUCCUGUGCAGUUAGAAGCCAUCAAGGGAAUUGAAGAUGCCUGGCAUCUGUUACAUGGCCAUGGGCUGCGAAGGUGUCUGGGCAGGCCCCCCCACCCCCCGCCAGGUAGUACCAUACACUUAGGUAAAGCCUUCUGAUUUCUUUGUCACCUCCCUAGAAUGACAGGAAUCCCGAGGCAGGUAGAAAUUCACCAGGAGCAUUUUUCCAUGGCAGAAACAGGACUGGCAUCUUUGCCUCCUGAAUUUUUGCCUGGGAUGCAGCCUGCAGAUGCAGAAGCUGGAGCUGAGAAGAAAAAACAUAGAAGCACUUAUUCCAGAUGGCUGGGGGACCAGAGAGCUCUUCUUGGCCUCUUUGUCAAACCCUGGAGCUGGAACCCUAAGUUCCAUGGCACCUUGAUUCGAACCUGUCUCUGUGAGCCCUGUUCUGCAGAAGUGAGGACACAGGAGGUCCAGGAGUGUGACCCGCAUGUGGGGCGGUUGGGCAAGGGAUGUUUCGUCUCUUCCUCUCCUGAAUACUUCACCAGGCUUAGUGUGCUGGAAAGCGUGGACUUUCAGAGCCCCUUUGCUAGGGCUUGAGGGACAGCGGAGGCCCCGGCUGCAUUCACGUGAGGAGUCAAGUCCGGCAGUAAAUGGGUUAAGCUGCCCCGCACUUUUUUAGUGCUGUUGGAUUGCUCUGUUCUGUUUUCCUGUAUGGCUUAAAGAAAUAGGAUGAUGUUUUACAUGCAUACCCAGUAUAGGUAGAGACAGAGAAAUGAAGUGUGUAAGCGACACAUGGUUCCUGCACUUCUUCCUAAACCUGGUAUUGCUUUCUGUUCAGGAAAUGCCUGUCGAGUGGCCCUUGGUGUGACAAUUAUAAACCUAAAAGCAGUUUGAAUAAUUGUUUAGAUAUACCAGUAGUGAAUGAAGCUCUUUCACUGUGCAAUGGCGACAUUUUGUGGUUUUUAGAUACUAUUAGUUACAAGAUAAGAAUUUCAAGUUGCACUAAACCUGGCCUUGUUUUAGCAGUAUCUCAAAAUAAAUUGUAUAUAAACUGAA